Saccostrea echinata is the source of this 2134-nucleotide messenger RNA. RefSeq names its product cytochrome P450 2J3-like. The transcript has 4 exons. The record is from RefSeq and is a predicted model, not a curated record. Lineage: Eukaryota; Metazoa; Mollusca; Bivalvia; Ostreida; Ostreidae. Gene Ontology annotation, biological process: xenobiotic metabolic process. Gene Ontology annotation, molecular function: oxidoreductase activity, acting on paired donors, with incorporation or reduction of molecular oxygen, reduced flavin or flavoprotein as one donor, and incorporation of one atom of oxygen; heme binding; iron ion binding. Gene Ontology annotation, cellular component: cytoplasm; intracellular membrane-bounded organelle. Bases 8 to 1492 code for a protein of 494 amino acids.
AAAAGAAAUGUCGUUCCUCGGUGAAGUGUUUACGUUCACCAACGUACUUCUACUGUUAUUACUAGUUCUGUUGUUGAUUUUAUGGAAACGCAGUCAAAUUCCCAAGGACUUGCCCCCAGGUCCUAAAGGAAUACCUUUGCUAGGAGUUGUAAACAUAAACCCGCAAAAAAUGUUUGAACAAUUCCGAGAGUUUCGGAAAGAGUAUGGGGAUGUCUUUGGGUUUUACAUAGGCAGAAGUUACUCGGUUAUAAUAAAUGGAGAGGAGACAAUUAGAGACGUGUUUGUUAAGAAGGGAGAUCUUUAUUCUGAUCGACCGGAUUAUAUAUUAACGACAGAAUUUGGUGGUAAUCAGGGAAUUUUAUCGAAUUCUGGGAGAUCAUGGAAGGAACAGCGGACAUUUGCUCUUGCAACACUCCGGGACUUUGGAGUUGGAAAACGAAGUCUAGAGGGGCGGAUCCUUGAAGAGGUGGAAGUAUUUUUAGACGCAGUCAAAGAGCAGGGCGGACAAGCAUUUGAUGUAAAGCCUUUUAUUCACGUCAGCGUAUCCAACGUAUUGUGCUCCAUUUUAUUUGGAAAAAGAUUUGGGCAUGAUGAUGCCAUGUUUUUGGAAUUGGUCAAACUCCUAAAUGACUGUUUAACAGGGGCGGCACUAAUUUCGCUGAUUGAGUAUUUUCCAUUUCUGAGGUACCUUCCAGGGGAUCUCAUGGGCCUGAAAAUGUUGAAACGAAAUACAGCGAAGUUGGAGGCCUUUUACGACAAGGUCAUUGCAGAACAUAAAUCAAAAUGGAUGGAAGGGAAAAAGGACGACUUCAUCGACUGUUACCUGACGGAAAUACAUCGUCGUAGAAACAACAGCGACAGUGUGUUCAACGAGAAGGAACUGAGUCGAGUCCUGUCCGAUAUGUUCAAUGCCGGAACUGAUACUACAGCCACGGUGAUACGCUGGAUCAUAGCGUACCUCAUCAACUACCCGGAUGUCCAAACCAAACUCCGCAGAGAAAUUUAUGAUAACCUCGGCAAGGAUCGCUUGCCCUCCUUGGACGACCGCUCUAAUCUUCCCUACACUCUAGCUGUCAUCAACGAGGUACUCCGAAUUGGUAUUCCUUCUUUCGGAGUUCCUCACACAGCAGCUCAAGACACUUACAUUAACGGGUACAGGAUCCCCAAAGGAUGUUCCAUGCUUCUAAAUAUUGAUUCAGUAAACUUUGACCCUAAAAUGUUUCCAAAUCCAGACGACUUCAAUCCUGAUAGAUUUAUCAAGGAAGAUGGAAAGUUUAAUGAUAAUUUGAAGAUUCUGACAUUUUCUGUAGGAAGAAGGGUUUGUCUUGGGGAAUCUUUAGCCAGGUUUGAAAUCUUUCUUUUUAUUGCCUCCAUUGUCCAAAAGUUUGAGCUUCUACAAGACGGGCCUUUACCCCCCUCCACAACCCCCGUACUGGGAAUCACCUUCAGUCCUAAAGAUUUCAAGUUCCACGCCAAGCUGAUUGAUUCGUAGUACAGUUAAUUUAGAGGACAAAAUACUUCACAGGUGUCAUGUCUUUGAUAAACAAAGACUUUUAACGUAAUGUGAAUAUAUGGCAGGUGAUUUUAGCUAACCUGUGAUAGAUAAGUUAUCAUCUAGAGAGAUGAGAGACUUGCAUUGGUUGUGAUUCCUACACUAGCUAGUCCGUCAUUGUAUCGCAAUCCAAUUCAAACAAAAGGGAAGCUCUAAACACUAAUGAAAAAUGCUUUUUGUACUUUGAGAAAAAUAUAUCAUAUAAAGGUGCAAAUAUUCUGUGUAACUAGUUCAUUCUCAACAUAGGGUACCUGCCUUAUUUCUGCAGAAAAAAAUGUUCGAAGACAAUGAACUAUUUGUGAACAGAAAUCACUGUUGUUUACUUGCAUCGGGAAAAUUAAUGGAAAUAAUAUAUUCAAUUACUUAAUCUUGGUCUAACAUAACAUUAAGUAUACUUUAAUUCAUAAGAAAUUGUGUCAUUAACUGUAGAAUCCCAUUUAUUCUAUUUUUCUUCGAAGGGCAGAUCACUCUAACUCAAUAAAAAUACCCUACAAAUAGAGCUCUUUAGUGUGCAUUGUUUAGAGCUUCCUUACAUAUAUAGCUGAUUUUUAUAUCGAUAUUAAAGUAUUAUACUAAUUUUUA